This is a messenger RNA of Pyrgilauda ruficollis (rufous-necked snowfinch), 6344 nucleotides long. Its product is annotated as histone RNA hairpin-binding protein-like. NCBI's taxonomy places the organism in Eukaryota, Metazoa, Chordata, Aves, Passeriformes, Passeridae. The record is from RefSeq and is a predicted model, not a curated record. Gene Ontology annotation, cellular component: histone pre-mRNA 3'end processing complex; cytoplasm. The transcript has 12 exons. Gene Ontology annotation, biological process: mRNA transport; mRNA 3'-end processing by stem-loop binding and cleavage. Gene Ontology annotation, molecular function: mRNA binding; histone pre-mRNA stem-loop binding. Bases 4655 to 5479 code for a protein of 274 amino acids.
CAUGGAUUCAGACAUUUUCAUUUUCUUUCCAGCCUUACUGACUCAGGACAUCAGGAUGCUUUUUCAAAGUGCUCAGAGUGGGAAGCCUUUGGUGAAAAAGAUGAAUUAAUGACAGUACAACCAAGUAUAGAAAUAACAAGUGACUCGAUUCCAGCCAGUUGUUCUUCAGGAUGGAACGAUCCAGAACAGAAGAAAUCCAGCUUCUUUCUGCCUGACAGCAAGUCUUGCAGGGAUGCAGACUUCAGGCUGGAGAGGCUUAAUCUUUGUGGCAGUUUAUUGGAUGGACAUCAGUCAGAAUACCCUGACAGAGGAUGGCAAAGUGCAAAUGCUGAAGAUGCAAUAGUGAGGAAAAAAAUCUAAAUACCAAGUCUCUCUUUGUAUAUAGAAGUAUUGAAGAAGGAAUUUCUCCUGUGACAGAAAAAGACUUGAAGAAUAGGGAUGUAGUCUGAGAUCAGCAGAUCAAGUCUUGGAAAACUGGUGCUGUCAUGUAGGAUCUGCACUGAAAGAGGAACAGAUUUACAGUCAGCAUAUGUGCAAUCAACAUAAGGUGAAAUUAUUCAGGUUUCUACAGAUCUUUAUAAGGAUAGAUUGUUUUCUGCAAACUGUGCCUCAAGUGUAAAACUCCAGAUUUUGUGAAGCCUGUGCUGCAAUGACAAUGGAUGUUCCUUAAAGCUUUUGUGAGGACAUUCCUGUUGUGCCUGUGUUGGCAGGUGACAUGUGCACUAUAUUCCAAGGGCUGCUUCAGGUGAUGGAUCCUGCCAUUCAGGAGGUCUUGUUCCUUAGGGUGUGCUGAUGUUUCACCAGUGAAUUGGUCCAGUAUCAAGUCAGACUGAAAAAUGCCAACCCCUCCAACCAAGGAACCUCCUCUGCUCCACUGGACCAGAACUGGGCAUCCAGCCUGAAGAACUGUUUCAAAAGAAUGUAGAUAAUUUCAGCCUUCCUCCAGUCAGUAAAGACAAGCUGUUCAUAACUUUUGGAUUGGGUGAUCACCAAUUUGGCCUAUUUAUUGUUCUCUGAGAUGUAUUAAGAUGGCAUUUGCCUAAGCCAGGUGAGAGAAGAGAAGGGAAAAGUGUAUGGUUUAUCAAAAUCAGAUCCUAUUCUUGAAGGGGUUGAGUGACUGUUAGAACAGCAGCACAGCUUAAAUACCUGGAUUUUGCUUUUAGGUGUGUUGCAGCCUGACCCAAAGAGCCAGUCUGCAGUUAAAGAGUAGGAGAGGAUACAGUGAGUGCCUGUUUUUCCUACAACUGUUGGGGAUAAAUAGCAGUAUUUGCAGGUGUGGAGCUGCUCUUGUCCAGGCUAAGGGUUGUGAUGGUGUUGGGGUUGGCUCUCCUUCUUUCAUUCUGCUAGCACUAUGUGCAGAAGUUUGAAGUGAGAGCUGUGGCUACAGUGGUUUGGACUAAAUUCAUGUGCCAGUUACAAGAAUUUUACAAUCCUUGUGUAGCAUGUACUGGGAUACCAGUGGCUGCUAGAGCUGGGAGUUGUCUCUGCAGGAGUUUGGUUUUGCUAUGGGGCUGGCAGUACCCAGGGCCAAGAGCCCAUUGUGCUGCUGAUUUUGAAGUAAGCUACUUCCUCAGAAACUACUGUCACUCCCAGAAUGUUAUUUCCAGGCUUGCUCAGGCAUUUUUCCCAACACAAGGAUGUAUCAGUCACACAUCACAGAGCACAGAUCAUGUGUGUACAAGGGACACAUCUGUACAGCACUUUUCUAAGAGGUAAUAUUUAGGACCUUGUUGUUCCAGUGUGCAUGUUUCCUUGUGAUUUAUGAUGCUUGUAAAUAAGGGAAUGUGUUACAUUUUUGGCAAUUUGCCUUUAUGCAGAAGAAUUAAAGACUUGAACUUCAAAAAUCCUUGUUAGUCUGCUUUUGCAGUUGUGUUGUCAGUUUGAUUAUAAAAGGAAUAUGUGGCUUCAGUAGUACUUUCUUGUUUGUUUUAGGGUGUUUACUUGGUUUGGGUGGUGAUUUUGGAUUUUUAGUCCUUGCUAAAAGGGGAAUAGAGGAGUCUUCAGAGAUUAAAAUUAGACUCUUGAAGGCAGUUUACAAUUCUGGUUUUGUCCAGCCCCUCAGUUUUAAGGCAUUGUAACUUAGUGGGAGGGAGCAGCUGAAUCCCAGCACCCAUUCUGCCAUGGAAAGGGGUCCUGCUGGAGAAGAAGGAGCUGCUAGGUGAGAGUAAUGGGCUGCUGAGAAAUACUAAAACUCAUUUUAAGUAUUUUAUGAGUAUUAAGUGCCCUUAAGCUUUUGCCUGUGAUGGACCGGGCCUGCAAUGGAUUUAGGGACACAUCCGUAGGAUUUUCCAAUUCAGCAGUCCUUAAAAGAUCUUUAUAUAUCUUGGCUGAAGAUGAGACUAGACAUAGCAUAACCAAUCUGCCUGUGGCAGUUAAAUUUUGGGCAGAUUUAUUCCCUAAUCCAGAUUCUGUGUGCUUGAACAAGCUGUGGUAGCACAAGGGAGGGAAUCAAACAGCAGAUGAAGUUUGACGUCUGCUAAAGUCAUUUAGCAGACCUCAUGGUGCUGCCAGUGGAUGUAGAAUCAUCCUGUGUUCUAAUUAGUAACCUGAUUAGUCUAAAUAGAGCACUCAAAACUGGAAUGCAGCCUGUCCAUGCACUUGUUUACCUACCCAAGGCUGUCUGACACAGAGCUUGCAAGUGAGGUAAGUGAAGCAGAAGUCUAGCACUCCACCCCCAGUUUUUCCUUUAAUUUUACCCAACUUAAUUAAAUCUCCUCUGCAUAAAUCUGUGCUCGGUUUAUAAUUAAACCAAAAUAUACCCUGAACUUCAGCAGACAAGUUUCAAUUUCUCCCUAGAAGUGACAAGUAUCUUCUCUUGGCAUGUUUCCACUGGGAGAGUCUCGUUAUAGAUGAUACAUUAUCUGUGUUUGUGGAAACCAUUCUUCACAGCCAGUUGUGAAAUGCCAGGGCUUGUGUGUACUUUAUUUUGUUUCUAAAACUCCUUUAAGGUCACAGCUGAGGAUAUCUCCUCCCCUUAAAUUCCCACCGUGGUGUGAAACAGCUUUUCUGAAGGAUUUUUGUUGCUGACAAGGACAGAAAGAUGCAGUGCAGCUGUAAUCCCUGAGCUGUGUCCCAGCAGAUAGUUCUGCUGGAUAAACUGAAUUUGAUUUUUAGAUAGUGCUGUGCUCAAAGUACAUUGUGGCUUCCAGGCUGCAGCUGUCCUCUGUCUGCCUUGCUUGGGUGUGUUCAGGUAAACAUGCUGGUCUAGCUUUUGUCAGAGCCAGGCUGAAGGGAGGGGAGUUUGUUUGUGCAUGUUUUGAACCUCUGCUGUACUUCAAGCAUGACCUUGGUUCAAGAACACAGUUCUGUUUUCCGUAGUAGUGUGUGGGAAAGGAGGGGUUCCAGCAGAGCAGACUUUUCUGCAGGAAUGUGGAUGUUCAGGCAGAUGCCACACAGAUGUGUGUUUGUACAAAAUUUACUAUAGUAAACCAGGCAACAGGAAUUGAAUUUUCAAAGUAAAAUCCCCUCAUGCGUAGCAAGGCUGAAAUGUAUCUUUAUUUAAAAAAAAAAAAAAUCAAAACCAAAUACCACCUGUUACUGUGUGCUCAGAAAGUUUCUCCAAAACCAUUGCUGCACUUCGAUAGUUGCUUUAAUGUUUUAAGCUGAUUAGAAAAACCCACCAAACAAAUUUUUGUUUGCUACUUCUGCGGUCUGUUUUACCAGAUGGAGACAUGGUUUAGCAAUGGACUUAGCAGUGCCUCGUUAACAAUGGUUGUACUUGAUGAUCCCACCUUAAUGAACCUGUUAUUGUAAGGCUUUUUCAACCUUAGUAAUCCAUUGUAAGGCCAGAAGAAAACCAUUUCUGAAGUGUCCCACCGGUCUUCAGGCUGCAAAUGUAUUAUUGUUUAAAGCUGUUUGUGUUCUGCUGGAGUUCUUCAGGUUGUUUCUAAAUUACUAUUCUAAAAUGAGUGUAUGCCCAGUAGUGGGACCAGCGGGAUCUCACUGUGCAUGUGUAAGUAAAAACCCCAGAAAGGUCCAUGGACCAAGUGACCACCUCGUGUCGUUACCCAACCUUCUUCACUAUUUUUAGGGAAUUUAAAGUCACAUCAUUGUGAAAUUUAUGUAGUGACUGUCUGGAGUGGGGUUUGAACUGCCACUUGAACUACCCUGUGCGCUUCAUCGACUGUACAGCUUUUCCGGGGACAGUCAUCCUUCAUAUUUAAAUCGCGGGAAUUUGUAUUUUUCUUUUUGUUUGGGCUGGAUUUUUCCCUGUUGUUUCCCUGUUGAGUCCCGCCGCCACCGCGCGCCAAAACCGCGCGCCGCCGCGCUCGAUUCUCCCGCCAACACGCCCCGGGGGCGGGGCCGGGCGGAGCGGGCUGAGCCAUUACCCUUCCGGGGGGGUGGGCGAUGUGUGUGAGCGUCUGGGGGCGCGGGGCGGCCGCUGUGCUUUGCCUCUCGCCCCCCCUCCCCCCCUCCGCACCUAUCCCGUGGAUGCGCCCCGCGGGGAGGCGGAGCGGGCGUGUCGCUCUGCGCCGGCGGGAGAUGCGAAGGGGCUGAGCGGGAAGGCGGCAGCGCUCCCUCGGCUCUGCCUCUCUGCCCGCCUCAGCUGUCCUCGCCUGCCAGUUCGUCACCGCCCGGCUCUCCUUCACCGACCUCCUCAGUUCCCCGCGCCCGGCUCUGCCUCCAGGCCUCCCUCCCGAGGAUACCCCGCGCCAUGUCCUUCCGCCAGAGGAGCCCGCAUGGCAGCACGAAGAGCAGCCCUCAGCACCCCCCGCGCUGGGCCCAGGCGCGGAAACGCGGCGCCGAUGGGAAGCGGCGGAGGCAGAACGAGCCCGAAUCCUCCGUGUUUGAGGAAAACGAGCCCAGGCCUGAGGACAGCCGGCUGGACAGUUUUACAACACCAGAAGGUCCUGGACCCCUUUCCAGAUGUUUAGACUGGGCAACUGCAGUGGAAGAAGAUGAAAUGAGGACCAAUGUUCACAAAGAAAUCGCAAGACACAGAAGAAAACUCCUGAUAAAUGAAUUUUCAAGAGAAAGGAAGUCCUCCUCGGGAAGUUCUGAUUCAAAGGAGUCCACGGUGACAGUAGAACUUGAGACAGAUGAGGUGGUUUUGAUGAGAAGACAAAAACAGAUAAACUAUGGAAAAAACACAAUUGCAUAUGAUAGAUACAUUAAAGAAGUUCCUAGAUGCCAUCGUAUACCAGGAGUUCAUCCCAGAACUCCAAACAAAUUUAAGAAGUACAGCCGUAGGUCUUGGGACCAGCAAAUCAAACUGUGGAAAGUUGCCCUGCAUUCCUGGGAUCCUCCAACUGAAGGAGGAUGUGACCUGCAGGAAAUUUGUCCUGUUGACCUUGGUGAGAUGGAGACAGAAUCUGUUGGAAGCAAUUCUACUGAAUCUCAAACGAGCUGUCAAGAAAAUGAUGAUACCUGUUCUGGCACUCCCACCAAAGUUAGACAUGUUGACUAUCAAGCAGAAGGAGAAUUUGACUUGGAAGUGUGUUUGAGUGAGCCACUGAAAGAAUUUGAUACUGUGAGUUAAAUAGUCUUGUGCAACCUGUUUUAGUGAAAGUUUCUUUUAAAUUUGAGAGGUUAGCUUGAUCCAUAACCUGUUAAUAGUAAGAAACCUUAAGCAAAGUUGAAGACUGUUCUCAAAGCUGUGAUUGGUCUAGGUAUUCUCCAGACCAAACUUAUAUAAAAUUGCAAUUAAGUUGUGUGACUUCUUGUUAACUUUUAAUUUGUGUAUAUCAGAUUUUUUUAUAAAACUUUUCAAUAGUAAAACUAGCCAAUGGCAGUGCUAUCCUCUAGUAAUUAUAAAUAGCACAGCAAGAUCUUACCAAUUUCCCCCACUCCCUCCCCCACUGUGAACACGAUUUCAGUUGUCCACCUGCAGAUCAAGAGCCAAGUUGGGGUUUUUUGUUUUUUUUUGUUUCCUUGCUUUUACAUAUGGCUCUUGUAACACUCCUGACCUGAAGAAAUGCACGUUUUAAUGUGCAUGUGGCUGAUUAGUACUAGCAAGCCCAUCUACUGCAGUUACUGUAAGUUUAACUACCUUACCUUAAAAAAAACACUUUCUUUUUUUGCAAAAAUAUUUCAGAAACAAUUGGAAGUUUGAUACCCUCAAGAAAUUGGAGGUCAACAUGGUAAAGUCUAUGCAAUAAUGUUGGCUUUUUUUAAGAAGUAGUAGCCUUAACUUGAAAUUUGUAAAUAGUCAUCAGUCAUUUAUUAAUGCAGUCAAGAAAACAAUGUCUAGAGAAAGUGCUUGAUUCUUUCAGUUUUCUGGUUUUAAAUGUAAAACUGUUGUAAAUGUUACCAACUGUACAGAUUUUCUGCUGAGAGCAGUUCGUGUUUCUAUUGCUUUUGCGUGGGAUGUUGCUGGAAAAUAAACAGAACUGCAUUUACUUUUA